Molecule: messenger RNA, 2493 nt
Organism: Nematostella vectensis (starlet sea anemone)
Lineage: Eukaryota; Metazoa; Cnidaria; Anthozoa; Actiniaria; Edwardsiidae
Exons: 7
Coding region: 4-1689 (561 amino acids)
Molecular function (GO): protein binding
Source: RefSeq, a predicted model, not a curated record
AUUAUGUUGGACCAGCAUAUAAGCUCCCCAAAAUCGAAGAAAUUUGCUUGUGGAUAUACAAAUGGACGAACUUUUUCGCCGUUCUGUGUGCCUCCACUACAUAGAUUAUCUCCUAACACACGGAUAUUUCAGCCCGAAGAAAUGUCUUGUAGAAUUAUCCUACCGCCAUCAUUGCUUACUCAUUUAAGCGAAGAAGUUCUGGUUGUUAUACUGGAAUAUCUGGACUUCAAGACUCUUAUAACUCUGAGCAAAACUUGUAGGUUGUUCCAUCGGCUCUGUCUCUCCGAUCUAAUAUGGCGUCAUCGGUGUAAAGCUGACUUUGAUCUAGUGACCAGAUGGCCAGAAUACUCAUAUAUUUAUCUGUAUGAAAUGUUCUACAAAGCUGAAGUUCUCAAGAAUGACCAUAAUUUUUUCCGACCUGUCAGUCAGCUCAAGACUUCUGUAAUAGUGUGGUAUCUGCUAAAUUCAGAGCCUCCGUCACACAGUGUUAGCCAUUUGACCCCAAGCCAGGCAAAGUCUAUAUGGGGGCUGACAGAUGAAUGUCUAGAAUCUCAUUACGAGGAGACCCAGCAAGAUAGAGAUGAUAACCAAGAAGCUGAUUACCCAUCUAGCUAUUAUGAAUGGAGUUCUUUGUACAAAAUAUUUGUUAAAAAACAUGGUGGUAUUGUACCAAUGCAGAACUAUGUGCUAAAGCGAUGCCUGCGGAAUCGGCAGGCCCUAGAGGAACAUUAUCAACUUUCUCUACACUCAUCUCGGCAGCAAAAGUGGUACCAGUAUUUAGAAGACAGAGAAAUGGGCAAUCACAAAGCUCUGAAAGCUCUAACGGAACACAUGCGACCAACAACACACAACUAUAUGCUACACCAGAUUACGACCAAGUACAUUGAUGGAAGGUUAAAGGGUGGUUUUAGGACUGUUAAAGCCUAUGCUGAAUUCUGUGGCUACUUUAAGAACUGGUUAGAUGCAAAAAGUGUGAAGUUAUGGCCACCACGACAAGGAGAAAUGGUAGCUCAAGAUUAUCGUCAUUGUCUCAAAUAUGUCAACAGAGAGCUAACACCUCUAUCGGAAGAAGUGGAGCUUACUGUUAACGACUUUCUUAGUAAAGCAAAGCCUUAUAUUGAGAGACUUCACGAAGUUUGGCUCUGGCAAAACAGAAGAGAAACUGCAUACCGUAAGGAGCAUAGGCCGUCAGCUGUGGUGAGAGAGCACAGAUAUUGCAAGGAUUUCCUAGAAAAUGGGAAUCUAGAGAGUUUCACCAAGCUUAAAUUGUACUUUGAGCGCAAGGAGAUUGUUGUGGCUUGGUUCAAAGAAAAUGGCUGGAUGCAUCCCUUACUGGGUGACUACGUCGUACGGCCCCUACGCCCGGCCUGUAUAUCUUCUGCAGACCUCCCCACCCCUCACUACAACACAGGCUGCAUACAGUCCCUGGUACAGAGAUUUCUAGAAACUGGUCUACGCUCUGACUUUAACAAGAUCAGAAAGAAGUUAUCAGACAUGGCGGGGAUUCAACUGCAGAAUUUGGUGCGCAAAUCGCGUCAACUCCAGGAGUCCAUCCAGCAAGAUGUAAUGAAGGAGGACUGUGUCUACGUGAGUGAAUUCGAGGACAGAAGCUUUAUGAACUUUUUCGGCAGCAGUUUCGAUAGUUUUACGGACUUCAGUCCAAGAGCGGAAGUAGUUAUACUAGACUGAGAGAGUACGUAGGAUAUUUUUCGAAUUCGCGAGAGCAUGUAAAUAGAGAGUUUGUUGCGCGUUUUGGUUUUGUUGCAGUAUCGCCACAUAUUGGACAGGUUUCACUAUGGUAUCUAUGGUAUAACCAUAGCAACUGGCCGUGCUUGUUACGACUGUUAAUGGUCUUACAGUCCUGUGGACUUAUGGCCAGGUACUCAGUAUGGAGGAACAUUCACAAAGACUCGGACAUGCAGUUUACCGUGUCUAAACAUCCCCUGCAAGUGUUUAUAUGUGCUUUGAAUUGCACGACUCCGACAAUUCCUCCAUUCCUCCUCUCCCAUUUCUUGUAUUUAUUUAUAUAUUUAAAUUUCUAUUUUUCAUAUUUUUCUAUCGUAGACGUACUUGUCUUUAUAAAAACCACCAUGUAUAGUGAUUAUCGGCUAAAUUCUGCGACGAUUCUUUUCGGAGUAAUUCUGCCUUGAAUGAAAGAGAUUUUGAUGUUAAAGUUAGCUAAACUUAGCUUCUGUACACGUGACGUGAGUGUCUUUUUUUCGCAGUUUCCUUUUACGUCGUUCGCUAGUUGUUAUAGAAAAACUGAUAGACUGAAAUUUUGUAUGAAAUAUUUUUCACAAAUAAUGAUAUGCUCAGUAUUUUCAAAAAGCAUCAGUGUGAUAUUUAAGAGAAAAGAGAACUUCCCGAGCAUCCCGGGUCGAUAUAUGAUAUGAUAUGCUAUAUGUAAAUCUAUUUAUUGCAAAGCUACUGUUGAGCUGCUCAACAGUAUUGAGCAGUGAAUGAAGAGAAAAAUAAAACAAUUUUCAAAAAUAA